Giardia duodenalis is the source of this 1026-nucleotide messenger RNA. RefSeq lists its product as uncharacterized. Lineage: Eukaryota; Fornicata; Diplomonadida; Hexamitidae. The transcript has a single exon. The record is from RefSeq and is a predicted model, not a curated record. The coding region runs from base 1 to 1026 and encodes 341 amino acids.
AUGUCUUGCUCCGCCUUUGGCAUGGGACAAGCCGAUGGUAGCUCCUCUUUGGCAUCUUUGUCCUUGCAAGGGGACUCCCAAUUAAGCCUACCACGCCCGAACCAUGCACAAAGAUCGCAAAGAGCUCUGGAACUUGCAGAGCCGGAAGGACAGACGGAGUCAUUCCAUCCAUCAUCUGAAGCUUGCGGAGAAGUGGAUGACGCCUUAUUAGGCAUUUCAUCUUACUGCUUUGCAAGAAUAGAGAGACUCCAGCAGGAGCUCACUAGUACUCAGAAGCGUCUCUACGCUGCCGAUUCACAACUAGAAAACACGCAGAGGGAGCUCACUACUGCACUCCACAAUCUAGAGCACCAAAAGCAAAUGCGAGAACACCAACAGCGCGUCAUGGACCGCAUUGUGGAGUCCAAAGUAGCUCUGGAAGCCAAGCUAGAUGAGCUAGAGUCGCUUCUCGACGAGGACAUAGGCAUGUAUAUCCGAUUUCGGCAACAGACAACGCGGUGUAUCCUCGCAUUUGAAGAGGAGGUACACUCGCUGAAAUCGGAGCUCUUAAAAGUUAAACAAGAUAACAUAUUUUGUCGAUGGAAGAACCUGACCCUUUCUGACGAGGUUGUCCAUCUUACCGCCAUGAAUUCCCUUCUCAAACAGAAAAUAGUUGCCCUAGAAAAUCAGGCUGUGGACCAUGAUAUGCAGCACAGUGCAUUGGAAGUCCACAAGAAAAAGGAAGUGAGAGCCUACCAAUCGACGAUCAAUACUCUUGAGAAGCAAUGUUUUUACUUCAAAUCAAAGUACACCGAAAUUGAGAGACAGCAUGCUAAGGCAAGUCUGGAUCUAACUGUGAUGAAAAGCAUCAUAAAGGGAAAGGAUGCAGAGAUCAAGAAGCUAACAGAAAAAUUGCAGUCCGCUAUAAUGACAAGGACCAAUUGGGUGCAAACAGUUGACAAGAAGAAGAUACAUACUGCCACUAAUGACGCUCUUGCUCAAUUGCAAAUAUCUAAAGAGUUGUUGGCUAAAAUACUAAAGAAGUGA